Rosa rugosa (rugosa rose) is the source of this 2677-nucleotide messenger RNA. RefSeq names its product TMV resistance protein N-like. Bases 31 to 1518 code for a protein of 495 amino acids. The record is from RefSeq and is a predicted model, not a curated record. The transcript is spliced from 3 exons. Lineage: Eukaryota; Viridiplantae; Streptophyta; Magnoliopsida; Rosales; Rosaceae.
UUCCUAACAGAGGUCCCUGACUUCUCUAGAAUGUUCCCAAACUUGGAGAGUUUGAAUUUAAAUGACUGUACAAGUUUAGCUGAGUUGCAUCCUUCUGUUGGAUUCCUUGAUAAGCUUGUCCACUUCAAUCUCAAGGGUUGCUAUAACGUUAAGAUGUUUCCAAGAAUAGUCAACAUGAAAUCUCUGCGAUAUUUUCAUUUGAAUGGCUGCGAGAGGCUCGAGAACUUCCCUCAAAUUGUGGGAAAGAUGGAAUCCUUAAUAGAAGUGGACGUAUCUAGAACUGCCAUCAAAGAAGUGCCUCCAUCUAUUGGAUAUGAUCUCUUUAAUCUUCAAAAUUUGUCUUUAUAUUCAUGCAAAAACCUUACAAAUCUGCCACCCAGCAUUUAUGAGUUGCAAGAGCUACGGAGACUUAAAGUCACAGGUUGCCGAAAACUGGUGCUACCUUCAAUUCCGAAGAAGGUGGAAUACUGUGAAGUGCCAACUCCAACGUCCAGCUCAAAGAUUUCACAUUAUGGCAAGGCAACUUCAUCAGAAGGAGAAAGUGAUUGUGACGGUGGUGGUGAUGCUGAUGAUGAUCAAGGCAAUUUAGCGUUUCCUUCACUACGUUACUUCCUUGCGGGAGGAUGUACUUCAGACUGUGAUUUUAUUGUGAGGCUGGGUUGUGUCUCCACCUUAAUAGAGCUUGAUUUUUCAGAAAGCAAUGUUGUUAGUCUUCCAGCUGGCCUUACCAAAUUUAUCAACUUGGAGGAGCUUAACUUGAGAGGGUGCAAGAGGCUUCAAGAAGUUUCGGAGCUUCCACCAAAUUUGAAAGUGUUAAAAGUGGGAGACUGCCUAUCAUUGGAAAGAAUUUCAAAGUUAUCAAACAUUUUGAAACAUCAAGAAUCGCAAAUGUUUGAGUGGCUGGACUUGACCAGUUGCUGGAGACUGCGUGACAAUCUGGUUCAGGAGGCAGAGACGAAAGGUUUGUUGGUGAAUUAUGAUCAUCAGGUGGAGGCUGAUCUCUUCUCUCUUUUUCUCUCUUCUCAGAAGUCUGAAUUCGGGGUUGUAUUUCCAGGUUAUGAAAUUCCCAAGUGGUUGAGCUGUCGAAUGGAUUUCAGAGGGAAUUUACUGUUUGAAUUUGAUAUUCAAGUCCUUCCUAAUUUCAAAUGGGUGAACACAGGAUUGGCUCUAUGUGUUGCUGCCGAAGAGAUGCUGGAUUGGGGAUUCGAAAUUGUUAUCAACGAAGUACUACUGCCGAUUAGUAGGUUACGUAAUCGUAUCAGAAAUGGUAUUUGGAAUGCUGGAGCUAUUUCGGAUGGUGUGUGGCUGUUUUAUAUACCGUUCGGUAGAAUUGAUAUGGGUCUGUUUGAUAAUGAGUGUCCGCUGCCACCUUUUCAAUGUCGAGUUACUAUUUUUCAAAUACUCGAUUCUAACGAAGUUCCCAUGAAAAGCUGCGGAGUGCACCUGGUAAUGCCACCAAAUGAAGAGUGUAUGAAACUAUCCCACGCCUGGAACCUCAGCGAUGAGAAUGUCUGGUGACCACCUGGGUUGGGUAUCCAAGUGGGGUUUAACAGUGCGUGUAACACACGCUCUGUUGAUGUUAACCGUUUUGCAAGGAAUACCCAAAAAACGUGGAGGUCGGUAAAAUUAUGUCAAUCACAUGCACUGCACAUGCUGCCUAACUGAAACAAAAAGGGUGAUGACCCACAUUUUUGCGUCGGCCGUUUUGGGAGGAGAGAUGGAAUCAGUGUCGUUCGACUACGAGAGAUGGGCUCCAGCUCGAGAAUCGUCUAAUCCCGCAUGUUUGCCGCCGACCUAUCGAUCCCCCUUACUCGCCGCCAUGGCCUCAGCUCAAACCUUAGAGCGAGCUUAGCAGAGCCCGGAUUUGGUUGACGAAUUAGGAACACCGGUGCAAGGUGAUAGGGUCGAGCAAGGAAGAUAGGAAAGGCAACAUGGAAUUGGAAUUUAAGUCAAAAUCCAGAGGACGUCAUGUGUGUUCAGGUGGAUUGGACUACAUUGACGUACUGUAAACUUAGCUGUUUGCAGCAUAAGGAAAUCUUAGUUCACUUUCUAAAAGUCUUGGGCUUCAUGGGAACAAUGACUACCCCAUUCCUCGAGUAUUAUCUAAUUCUGAUGGGGUUCAUAUACAUCAGAUCUUGCUCUUCUCUGAUAGUCUCAAGGUACUGUUGGAGUUCCCUCCUCAUGCUAGACAUCUAAUUAAUAGGUGUUAUAACCCAAGUUGGACUUUGUCUUGGAGAAAAGAAAAAGAAAAGAAAAGAAAGAGGGGACAUUUCAAUUCCCUAACAGAAGGCAUGCAGCAGCUGGAGUUAAUUGUGUUGGUUAUCUCUUCUCUUCCCAAGGAGACUAGAAGGGUCUUGUGAAAAGAAGAAGUCAUCAGCUAUAUGUAUUAACCUCCAGUAGUCUUAGCUGCAUAGAGAGUGGGUAUUCAUUGUAAAAGGAGAGAAGAAAGAAAGCAAUCCUUCUUUUACAAUCUGCAUAGAGUGUGUAUCCAAGAGUGUUUCUCUUGAGAGAUUUUCCUCUAGUGUUCUAGAGAGAUUGGUGAUUGUAAUCCCAUUUUCAUAGUGGAAGUUCUUCGGAGAUUGUCCCGUGGUUUUUCCCUUCACAUUGAAGGGUUUCCACGUUAAAUUCUGGUGUCUCUUUGUUGUUCUUAUAUUUCUAUAUUGCUGCAUAAUCUGCU